Molecule: messenger RNA, 2401 nt
Organism: Pelagomonas calceolata
Lineage: Eukaryota; Pelagophyceae; Pelagomonadales; Pelagomonadaceae
Source: the annotation of a GenBank genome assembly
CGAUUUGGGGUUUCGAGCCGCGGCAGCGCAAGAGCUCGUUUCCUGCGCAUUAACGAAUUCUUCGGGCGGCAUUUGUCAAGUGGUGAUCGGUGCGAACCUUCGCGGCUUCUCUCAGAGAGCUCCGCACAGCCAAAGUCAAAUCCGCUCUCUCCAGCAGCAGCCAAGCAAUGGGGAAAAAGCGCGCAUAUGUCGUGAUGAACGGGCGACAGACGGGCGUCUUCGACACGUGGGACGAGGUCGAGCCACUGGUGAAAGGAUUUAAGCGUGCGAAGUAUCAAGGCUACUCCUCGCGCGACGACGCGGAACAGGCUUGGCAGGCGAACCAGGCGGCGGCACCUUCGUUCGCGACGGCCGCGGGCGCGCCGGCGGCGCCCACGUUUGCAUCCGUGCCGCCGCCGCCGGCGUUUGUACCGGCAUCCGCGCCGGCGUUCGUACCCGUUCCACCGCCGCCGCCGUUGACGCCGUCGAUCAGGGACAUGAAGGCGGCGAUCCUCCAGGCGGGCCUCGGCGUCGCGGACCUCGUGGAGAAGUCGGACGUCGUCGAGCGCUACCGGCAGGCUCUCGCCGCGGCACGGCCGGCGGCGCCCGCAUUCGUGCCCCGGGGGGCGGCCAGUUCUCCGCCGGAGGACCCGGUCGCGGCGGCGGCGCGUGCGGCAGCGGUGCCGGUCCGCCCCUCGAAUCCGCGGCCGCCGCCGAUGCGCGGCAGCGUUACGACGCCGACGCGGCCAGCCGAUGACGGGGCCGACGAGCGGCACGAACUGACGGAGGAACAGGAGAGCGUGUGCGCGGCAGCGAUGAGAGGCGAGUCCCUCUUCUUCACGGGCAACGCCGGCACCGGCAAGACUACAACUAUGAGAGAGCUGAUCACGCGGCUGCCUCAGCGAGGCAGCGGCAAGGUGUUCGUAACGGCCUCCACAGGUGCGGCCGCCGUGUUAUGUAGAGGUACGACGCUCCAUAGUUUCGCGGGAAUUGGGCUUGGAAAGGAGAGCACUGGACUUCUGAUAAAAAAGCUGUCGAAGGCCGCGCGAAAGCGGUGGGGUCAGGCUUCGACGCUAGUCAUCGACGAAAUAUCGAUGAUCGACGGGACGCUCCUUGACAAGAUCGACGCCGUCGGGCGCGCGGCACGCGGCAGCUCGAGGCCCUUCGGCGGCGUCCAGGUAAUCGUCAGCGGCGACUUUAUGCAGCUGCCGCCCGUCAAGGUGUCCCGGUUCGCGUUUGAGGCCGAUGUCUGGCCGACGGCGUUCGGCUCGAAUCAGUUCUGCCUGACGCGCGUGUUCCGGCAGCGCGAUCAGUCGUUCGUAAGCCUAUUGAACGAGCUGCGUGUUGGGAGGGCGUCCCCUGCCACGUGCGCGACGCUCCAGGCGACGGUGGCGCGCGGCCUCGGAGCGGUCGACGGCAUCGAGCCGACGAAGCUCUUUGCGCGAAACGUACAGGUGGACGCCAUCAAUAAGCAGAGGCUAUUGGAGCUCGCCGGCGCCACGACGACACUGCGGGCGCAGGACGAGGGCGACGUCCGGCGCAUCGAGCAGUGCUCGUACCCCGCGGAGCUCCAUCUCCGCAUCGGCGCGCAGAUCAUGCUCCUCAAAAAUAUAGACGUCGAGAAAAAGCUCAUCAACGGCUCAAGAGGCAAAGUGUUGGCGAUACAGCGCAAAGAUGGCCAGAUCGACAGCAUUAAGUGUCAGUUCAAAAACGCCGGUGAGUGGAACGUCAAGCGCGAUGAAGCGACCGUGGAAGAAGCUGGUAAGGUGCUGGCGUCGCGGUCGCAGUUCCCGCUGCGUCUCGCGUGGGCCCUGUCGAUUCACAAGAGCCAGGGCCAGACGAUCGAUUUGUUAGAUUGCGACUUACAGGGUUGUUUUGAAGAUGGCCAGGCCUACACCGCGGUUUCUAGGGCUUCUGAUAUGGAGAACCUGGUCGUGCGCAAUUUCUCGCCACGCGUCGUAAAAGCUUCGGCGAAGUGUCUGGCGUUCGACCAGCGGCUGCGACGCGGCGGCGCGGCGCCUGCUGAGGAUGAAGACGACGUCGUAGACCUCACCGCGGACAGCGCGCCGGCUCCUGCGCCGGCGAGCGGCGGCUGGAACUACGCGGACGGUCGGCGCCCGCCGCCGAACCGCGCGGCGACGCUCCCGACGGGCGCGCCCAAUUGCCUGGCGGGCAAGGUCUUUGUGACGACAGGCGUCCUCCCGACGCUCGAUCGGGAUCAGAUCAAGGCGAUCGCGACGAAGCACGGUGGGAGGUGCACCGGCGCGGUUUCGUCGAAGACGACGCAUCUCAUCGCGGGAGAGGUGCUGGACGACGGUCGACCGGUCGCAGAGUCGGGGAAGUACAAGAAGGCCGUGACGCUCGGCACGGCGAUCAUCUCGGAGGCGGAGUUUCGCGCGAUGAUUCGGUAGUAAAUUUUCUG